Phascolarctos cinereus (koala) is the source of this 1855-nucleotide messenger RNA. NCBI's taxonomy places the organism in Eukaryota, Metazoa, Chordata, Mammalia, Diprotodontia, Phascolarctidae. The record is from RefSeq and is a predicted model, not a curated record.
AUGGAGGACAAGGCUUUAUUAAGAUGCUGCAUCUUUAAAGAUGCCAUCUGUAACGUCCUCAUUACUCGAGGAGGGCUGCCUGGGUCAUACUCACCUGCAGUCUUCGGGCGUCCCCGGUUAACGAAGGAGUGGAGUCGACAGAGAGGUGUAGUUUCAAACGGUUUAUUCCGCCAUCAGCUCAAGCGACUGCCAGGAAGGGAGCAAUUCCAUGGUCUUGGCUCUAUGUACCGCCAAGGAGCUGCUGCUAUCAUCCUUACCUAUGAUGUGAACCACCUGCAGAGCCUUACCGAACUGGAAGACAGGUUCUUAUCUCUGACAGACACAGCCAACACAGACUGUCUUUUUGCCAUCAUGGGGAACAAGGUUGACCUCACUGAUGAGGUCUAUGUGAAGGAUGGUGCAAAAGAUCUGAAUGACCCUGGGAAGACCAUCAGCAGCUGUGACUCAGCCAGAGCCCUAAAACGAGUUUGCCUGGAUGAUGCCAUGGCUCUUUAUAAGAAGAUUCUGAAAUACAGAAUGUUAGAUGAAAACGAGGUGCCAGCUGCUGAAAAGAUGUGCUUUGAAAUUAGUGCAAAGAUAGGCUACAAUGUGGACCACGUGUUUGAAACCCUUUUUGAUAUGAUGGUACCAAUAAUUUUGCUCCACAGAGCUGAGGGACCUUCACAGACUGUGGAUAUUACUAAUUAUAAACCAGCAAAACGGACCCAAUCUAGGAAUUUUAAGACCAGAGGACUUCACUUAGUGAACUGAUGUGGAAAAGUUCUAAGCCAUCCCACCUUAUCAUCUUCCCCUCCCCAGCUUACCUUUGGAUACUGAAUGGCCUUAAAGUCAGUGCACCCACGUCUAACUUUAAUGUAUUUAAAUGUGAUAUGUGACAUCUCAAAGUGCUGCCCUCAUGUAGUUGUCAAAAAGUUUUGCCAAAAGGUGAUUCUCAACUGGAGAGAACCCAACUUUCAGCUCCAGUAAGCAAGCUUCUUCAUGAAAGUCCAACAAAAAGCAGAGCCAUUCUGGUACAAGGAGCGCUAACUAGGCUGAAGAUAACAUGUUCUUUGAAAGUAUUUCAAAGCAUCAGGACCAAAAGAAGCUAUCAUUAGGGCUGUGUGCCUGGGUGAGUAUUUCAAUGAAGGCUCUUUUUUUUUCCUUCCUUGGUUUGGUAGGAGGUAUGAUGAAAGAAGCAACAUUUAAAAACAGCAGUAAUGCAUCACUAAAACUUAAAAAAAGGAAAAAUAAAAAACUUGUCAUGGUGUUCUCUGCAGAAACAACUACUCUGUUUGUACUUUUUCAGACUCUUGUAUUCCCUCCAAUGGGAUGUUAUCUGAUGUUAUCCGAUUUUAGGUUUACAUUAAUUUCAUGUGUAUAGUAAAGGGAUUAAUUAAUGACUUUCCAUUGCUAUAGGCCAGAGCUAUGUAUAAGAGACAAUCCUGGUGCUAAUACGGGGGUGGGGAAGCUGUGGCCUCAAGGCCACAUUUGGCUCUCUAGGUCCUCAAAUGAGGCCCUUUGACCGAAUCCAAACUGCACAGAAUACAUUCCCCUUGACAAAAUUAUUUGUUCUGUAAAACUUGGACUCAGUCAGAAGGCCGCAUUCAAGGACCUAGAAGGCCACAUGUGUUCUCGUGGCCACGGGUCCCCCACCCUUGUGCUAAUAGUUUGGCAGAAUAUUAUGCUUUCCCCCAAAAAAAUCCACAUUAGUAAUGGUUAGAACAUUUCUCACAAAUUCUAACAAGCAACAAAUUUUAACAAGCCCUUCCCCCUUCUCUUUGUCCCUGUCUCUCAGUUUGUCUCAGUCUUAUCUAUCUCUAUAUCUUUCUCAACCUCUCUAUGCCUUCCAAUUUUUGUCUCUUAAUCUCUCAAUUUU